Messenger RNA from Panicum virgatum (switchgrass), 468 nucleotides. RefSeq lists its product as uncharacterized. The record is from RefSeq and is a predicted model, not a curated record. Lineage: Eukaryota; Viridiplantae; Streptophyta; Magnoliopsida; Poales; Poaceae. The coding region runs from base 1 to 468 and encodes 155 amino acids. The transcript is spliced from 2 exons. Gene Ontology annotation, molecular function: nucleic acid binding.
AUGGGGAAGAAUUGGAAGAACAAGCUGCAUGAUGCACUAUGGGCAUACCGAACAGCUUACAAGACGCCCAUAGGCAUGUCGCCAUACCAGCUGGUAUAUGGAAAAACAUGCCAUCUACCUGUGGAGUUGGAGUUCAGAGCCCAUUGGGCCAUCAAGAAGUGGAAUAUGGACCUCCACCUAGCUGGAAGGAAGAGACAAAUGCAAAUAUCUGAGCUAGAGGAAUGGAGAGAAAAAGCAUACCACAGCUCCAAGAUCUACAAAGAAAGAACAAAGAGGUGGCAUGACAAGAGAAUCAAACACAAAGUGUUCAAACCAGGAGAUAAGGUUUUCAUGUUCAAUUCAAGGGUGAAACUCUUCGGUCAUGGAAAACUUCGUAGUAAAUGGGAAGGGCCAUUCAAGGUGAUCGAGACCUCUUCACAUGGUGCCAUCACGCUCCAAAGUGAUGACGGUAAUAUAUUCAAGAUAUAG